Messenger RNA from Notechis scutatus (mainland tiger snake), 5384 nucleotides. RefSeq names its product selenoprotein I (gene SELENOI). Gene Ontology annotation, cellular component: endoplasmic reticulum membrane; Golgi apparatus. Lineage: Eukaryota; Metazoa; Chordata; Lepidosauria; Squamata; Elapidae. The record is from RefSeq and is a predicted model, not a curated record. Gene Ontology annotation, biological process: phosphatidylethanolamine biosynthetic process. Gene Ontology annotation, molecular function: ethanolaminephosphotransferase activity.
GGGGUGGGGGUGAGUUCCUCCUCUUCUCCUGUUAUUCUCGAAGCCGGGCUGGACGAGCGUUCAGUGUGUCUCUAUGCAGGCGGCGCUCCUGCUCCCUGUGUAGCCUCGCGUGGGAAAGGUAGGCGAGACGGACUGGGCCCCUUUUCUGCAUAGCGGAUCCGUCUGAUGUCGCUGCUAACCAUGGCCGGUUAUGACUACGUGAGCGCCGAGCAGCUCGCCGGCUUCGAUAAGUACAAGUACAGUGCUGUGGACAACAACCCUCUUUCCCUGUAUGUCAUGCAUCCAUUUUGGAACACUGUAGUUAAGAUUUUUCCUAAGUGGCUGGCCCCAAAUUUGAUAACGUUUUCUGGUUUCUUGCUACUUGUCUUCAACUUCUUUCUCAUGGCAUACUUUGACCCUGAUUUUUAUGCUUCUGCACCAGACCAAAAGCACGUUCCAAACAAAGUAUGGAUCCUAGUGGGUCUCCUCAACUUUGCGGCUUAUACUCUAGAUGGGGUGGAUGGAAAACAAGCACGUCGCACCCAAUCCAGCACCCCACUUGGGGAACUCUUUGACCAUGGCCUGGACAGCUGGGCUUGCAUGUUCUUUGUGGUGACCGUGUACUCUACAUUUGGCCGAGGAUCCAAUGGUGUCAGCGUUUUUAUCCUCUACCUGCUUCUUUGGGUGGUUUUGUUCUCAUUCAUCCUUUCCCAUUGGGAGAAGUAUAAUACAGGGAUUCUCUUCUUACCUUGGGGCUACGAUAUCAGCCAGGUGACCAUUUCAGUAGUAUACAUCGUGACAGCCAUCAUAGGAGUGGAGGCCUGGUACAACCCUUUCCUGUUUCAUUUUUUAUAUAAAGACCUGUUCGUUACAAUGAUUAUUGGUUGUGCGUUUACUGUGACCAUUCCCAUGAGUUUGAGCAAUUACUACAAAGCCUAUGCCAAGGGCACCCUCAAGCACCACUCCUUCUAUGAAGCCAUGCUGCCUUUCUUCUCGCCAGUCCUCCUUUUCAUUUUGUGCACCAUUUGGAUCUUCCAGUCACCAACAGAUAUCCUGGAGGCCCAUCCACGCAUCUUCUAUUUCAUGGUUGGGACAGCCUUCGCAAAUAUCUCUUGUCAAUUGAUUGUCAGUCAGAUGAGCAGCACUCGAUGUCAGCCGUUGAACUGGCUGCUUCUUCCACUUGCGCUUGUUAUCCUUAUAGUGAUGUCAGACGUGCUACCAAAACAGGAAACGAAUCUCCUCUAUUUAAUCACCAUUUUCAUCACGUUGGCACACAUUCAUUAUGGAGUCAAUGUGGUGAGGCAGCUUAGUAAACACUUCAACAUCCAAACCUUUUCUUUACAAAAGCCCAGCUCUGAUUGACUAGGCAUGGAAAAGGUAUCAUCAGAGGAAAACGUCAGCCUGCGGUCUUCAGAGGCACUGUAAAUUUGGUAGCCUGUGUAAAUAUACUUCAACCAUCACCAUGGAACUAGAUUUAACCUGCUUUGGAUGGUUUGGGGGGCAAAGAACAUAUAGGACCCAGAAACCAGAGAGGGCUGUUGUUCAUGUCUCCUCCCUUGCUGCUUCAUGCCACCUUCCAGAAACAUGCAGACAGUAAAGCUACAUGAUCAGGAGAGGACCUCAUGGAAUCUUCAGAGAAAGAUCAUCAGGCACAAAGGCAUGGGUGGUGGCUGUAGAACUGUAAGAUUGCCACAGAACUGUCAUCAUGGCUAUGCUGACUGAGAACGAGGGGCCCAGAAAACUACCCUUGGGAACUGAAGUACAUUAUUACAAACUGUUCCACAUCCUAAAAUCAGAGAUCCAGUUAUACAAGAGGGGGGUUUUUAAUAAAAAAGAAAGAAAGAAAGAAAAGAAACAAUUGAUUUCUUCAAAAGAGCUUGGAGGUCACAACUUCAUUAAGCCAUGACAAGUCAGUUAUGUUUUCCCAAAUGCCCUUUUUUUAAUCUUCUCCCUCCAAAUUGUGGCUCAUGCCUUGCAAAGAGAGAGUUGGGGCCACAGCAAAUGCUGUAAUUUCAAGCAUUGGGGAGGACUGAGUAACAGACAUUCUUUUCUUCAUGUUUAUUAUAGGAUUAAGUUGAGAUUGUGAUAAACAACAUUACCAUCUUAUGGGUUAAAGUAGGCUUGCAUUAAAAUAGUUCAUUAGAUGUGGUGCAUACUCUUUCCAUGUGACACUGCUUUUCUUGGGUACAAUUAAUUGAAAACAAGAAAUGCAAGUGAUCUGAACCCCACGUUCGGUUUUAGAAAUGGUUCGUUUCUGUUUGGGAAUCAGUUGAACAAUUGAGUGAUGGUGAAGACCCAGCACUGAUUUUUCUCUUCUGUUUGUACUUUAUUUGAGGAAGAUAUUUUUGUUUGUUUGUUUGUGUAUGUGUGCUUAAAUGAAGAGUGCAGCCUAAACCCAUUUUUCUUAGAAAGGUUGCACCCGGAAAAAAGUGAGCACAGAAUAUAUUUUUUUUCAUAUGUAAUUAAUUAAUGGCAGAGGCAACUUUAUGAAUGGUUUGAAAAGGAGGUCUACUUGUUUCAUUUUAUUUUUGUGGAUGACACAUUCCAUUCUGUAGAAAACAUUGAGUUGUGAAAUUAUUAUUUAUCUUUUACUUUGUAAACACAAAGCAUUAUGUCGAAAAACAAAAUGUAUGCAGUGUAAAAUCCUAGAAUUAAUUCUUGCUUUCAUUCCUACCCUUUCUUUUCUGUAAAUAGUUUUAUUUUUCUGAUUCUCAAGUCUUACCCCAAAUGCUAUGUCUGGUACGGCGUUGAACGAGGAAAGCCCCUACUCUCAUUAUUAGCAGGAAAAAGAAAUGGGUGGCAAACAAUUCUGAUUUUUGUUUGGUUUACUUAAUAUUCCAUUGCUGUGAAGCAAAACUUGAAAUGGGGGUAGGGAGACUUUAUUCGUAUCAAAGCACUGCACAUGGAGUAAAAUUUGGAUGUGAAGAAGAAUUUAGCUUUCUUGAAUAUUUGAUGUUGCAAUAGUUAGAAUAAAAUAAAUCAGUUGUCAAUCAUAAGUGACAGUAAGAAACAGGACAUGUAGUUAUAGUCUCUUGGAACCAUUUUCUAUUUUUAAGAAGGUGGUCAGUUCAGAGAAGGGAUCUGCCUUUACAGUUAAGUAAUGAAUCAUUGUAGGAACAUUUGGUCUUCGGUCUCUUUCUUUGGGAUAAUAGUGUUUGUCUUGGAAACAAAGAGUUGUCAGAUCAAUGGUAUAGUUUUGCACAGGCUACUGUGGCAUAAGAAUCCUUUAGACAGAAGGUAAUGGCUAUCCACAGAAGCCAAUAUUCUUGGGAAGCAGGGUUCCUUAUAUAUAUGCAGGCUUAAUGUAAGCUAGUAAAUGAUCCCAUUAGAUUCUGCCUAGAAGCAUGCAUAUUAUAUGGGAACAUCUACACUUGUGAUGAUCAAGAAUGGUGCCACUGCAACUUCCGGCUAACAUUUGCUUUUGCAUGAGCUUGCUGGCAUGUUAUGGUAUAUGAGGCAGAUUUGCAUUGCCUGUCUGUCUUUACUGGAAAAAAUGUGAUUCUUCUUUCCUACCUAUCAGGGCUUCUCAAUAAGGAAUUUGGUGCCUUAAAUGACUCUCCUCAAGUUGAGGAAAAAGUCAGCUGUCUUAAAAAAAAGCAUUCUUUAAGUGUUGUCCAAGUUAAAGGAGUAGCACCUUUAAACAGGAAAACAGGUCUGUAGAUUUUUUUUAUUAUUGAUUUAAAACUGAUUUUAAGUUUGGUGAGAGUCAAAUGCACCAUUGAUGGGGUUAAAACACCGUUUGGGUUCAUCUCUAAAAAUAAAGGUACUGAGUAUUGAAGUGGUGGACAUUUUGUCACUUCAAGAGGUGGGUGUAACCACUGGCUUCAAGUUCUCCUUGAACCUAACCUCAUCUUGCUUUCUAGAUUACCUCAGUGAAUGGAAGAUGGCAUAGAAUGUGAUGGGGGCAGUUGUAACUAGUUCUUCAGUAACAUACCAUUUCCCUUGUAUACUUUUUUGCCCUUUCAAAUAACGAUUCCAUUUUAUGUUCCGAAAACAGAUGAUUGUUCUGCCUUGAUUGACUGUUGUCUAGGUAUCUGUGCUUUGGCCUUUGAAGCAAACCUCAGAGAUAAUUCCUGGCCAAAGGAUGAUUCCUGGCCAAAGCAACUCUAGGGCCUGAUGCCACAUUGCUCUUUUUCAGUCCCUCCACAGUCCAGCAAGAUUCAGCUUCUGUUAGCAAAGCUUAAUCCAAAGUGGAUUGUAUAGAGAAGCAGAUAUUGUAAGACAACACUGGGCUGGGCCCAGAAAACAUUUGUAUAGCCCUCAUAUAUUAGAAUACAGCAGUUCAGAACUAGGUAUGAACAGCAAAAAAAACUGGAAUCUAACUAGCUAGAACCCUGAUGAACUGUGGUUGGUGUAAGUCCAAUAAAAAUUAUGCAUUGGGGCUAUGUUCAUUUUGACUUACAGUAGUAAAUCAUUCAAGGGUUUAAAUCUUACAUAGAUUGUUGACUGUUUUCUUCUGUGAUUUCAGGAAAGAGUAUGUUGGCUAAAAAUAUUUCAUGAAGUCUGGCAUCUACCCACAGAUUCAAUGAAGAAUUGAGGCCAGAGUGUUCCCCAUCUCACCCCUCCCAGUGCCAGUUUUGUUUGAAAUGUAAUCCUAAAAUGUAAAGCUUAAUAGUAAUGGUAUUCCAGAUCUCCCCAAUCAAUAUCCAUUGAAUUUGUUUCUCAGUUUAAAAGAGAAAGAGAGAAUAGGUAGGAAUCCAUUCUCCACAUUUAAGUUGACUCUGGAAUAUAAGCAAGAUAAGUGCCCUUUUCAGAGUAGGUUCUGUCUGGAAGCAAGAAUAAACAUAAAUAUUGGACCAAUUAAUUUUCCUUGCUUUUUGAUUAACUCUGUGACCUUGGUGUUUUCAAAAAGCCAUUGGCUGUCAAGUAAAAUAUGAACUCAUUAGUUAUUUGUAACGUACCAUACAUGGGGAGAGGGGCAGAACUUGGAAGAGAGGUAGCUUUACUUUCUCCUGCUUUUUCUCCAGAAGGGGAAAAUAAUAACUGGGUCUCUUGGGAAGAGGGUGUGUGCCUUGGUCUUCAUAGGUGCUGACUGCCAGGAACCGUUUCUUACCCUUCUUGGGCAAGGGUAUUCUUUGACUUGUAUUCUUUGAAGCAGAUUCUGGGCAGCACAAGCUGGGUCAAAGCAAAACUGACUGUACAGAUUACUAUUGUUGUUAGUGGAAAAAAUACUUUCAAUAAGAAACUAUAUAAUGUCAUUGUGGGUUGCCCCACAGUCUGUCACCCUUCAUCGAGAUUCAUGUCUGUUUAAAUGUAUUGUGGGAGGAUGACAGUGGCAAUGGAUUUGAAUUCUGAUCCAUUAAAUGCUAUUAUUACUGAUAAAUAUUUAUUGUAUUUAAAAACUUCCAAAGCCUAUUAUGUCGUAAAAACUUCAAUAAAUUUUUUCCAAGCUUUUUAAUAUCUCA